AUGUACAAAUGGCUGGUUAGAAUUCUCGGCACCAUUUUCCAUUUCUGUGACCGGCCGGUGCCCCCUGCCCGGGCCCUCCUGAAGAGGCGGCGCUCCAACAGUCUGUUUUCCACAGAAGAGGACACUGAUGAAAUACCAGCCAAAAGACCAAGACUAGAUUGCUUCAUUCACCAAGUGAAAACCAGUCUCUACAAUGCUGCCAGCUUGUUUGGAUUCCCGUUGCAGCUGACCACAAAGCCCAUGGUGACGUCUGCUUGUAAUGGAACACGGAAUGUGGCCCCUUCCGGAGAGAUAUUUCCAAACUCUACACCUUGUGAACUAACAGACUCUGGGUCCUGGAACAACAUGCUGAAACUGGGUAAUAAGUCUCCCAAUGGCAUAAGUGACUAUCCAAAGAUCAGAGUGACAGUAACCCGGGACCAGCCACGCAGAGUCUUGCUUUCCUUUGGUUUUGCUUUGAACUCAGAAGGCUGUACCAGAAGACCAGGUGGCCGUCGCCAUAGCAGAGGCAGCCCAGAGAGUCCCCUGAUGCAGGAAGCUCAGGAACAGGCAGUAACUGAGGUGCUUUCUGAAGAGGGUGCCAAGGGCCCCAGGCGUCCCCAUUGCACGGUGGAAGAGGGUGUUCAGAACGAGGAGAGAGAGAAGUACCGGAGGUUACUAGAGAGACUCAAAGAAAAUGGGCAUGGAAACUCUGUCCCUUCUGGAGCUACAAACCAUCAUAGUUCUCAAAGAAGUCAGAUGGACACGUUCAAGACCAGAGGCUGGGGGGAAGAGCAGAAUCAUGGAGUCAAAACAACUCAGUUUGUUCCCAAACAGUAUCGAGUUAUUGAAACAAGGGGACCUCUAUGUUCAGUGCGAAGUGAAAAAAGAUGUUCAUGGGGGAAACUGUUGGAUUCUGAGAAGACAGUUGGAGUCAGAGUUGACAGUGAAGGUAGGAGGGGACAUCCGUUGGAGCCUGACCUGUCCGAAGAAGUGUCAGCCCGCCUCCGCCUGGGCAGUGGAAGCAAUGGCUUAUUCAGGAGGAAAAUGUCAGUAAUU
Molecule: messenger RNA, 1038 nt
Organism: Echinops telfairi (small Madagascar hedgehog)
Lineage: Eukaryota; Metazoa; Chordata; Mammalia; Afrosoricida; Tenrecidae
Product: sentrin-specific protease 2-like
Exons: 1
Source: RefSeq, a predicted model, not a curated record